CUCUAAAGCUCUUCCCUUUGUUUUUAUUGACGUAAUUCUCCACUUCCUCAUAUAAGCCUUCACCCAAAAAAACACCUUUAAUUCCUUUAGUUGCUCUAAAACAAAACAAAAAACUAAAGAGGGAAGAGAUCAUCAGAAAAAGAUCAAAUAUGGUGUUUUCUUCAUUUCCUACUUAUCCUGAUUCAUCAAACUGGCAACAACAACACCAAACAAUCACAGCCACCGUUGGAUUCACGGGAGACAACAACAUCAGCCAGCAGUUCCUCCCUCACCAUCCCCUCCCACCGCAACCGCAACAAACACCUCCUCCCCUUCACAACAACGGUAACGGUGGAGGCGGUGGUGGUCCCGGGGGGCCUGGCGGAUCAAUACGGCCAGGUUCGAUGGCUGAAAGGGCAAGACUAGCCAACAUACCACUGCCUGAAACAGCCUUGAAGUGUCCAAGAUGUGACUCAAACAACACCAAAUUCUGUUACUUCAACAACUACAGUCUAACUCAACCUCGCCACUUCUGCAAAUCAUGCCGCCGUUACUGGACACGUGGCGGCGCUCUAAGGAGCGUUCCUGUUGGUGGUGGUUGCCGUAGAAACAAAAGAACCAAAAACAGCAGCGGUGGCGGUGGCGGUGGUAGCAGCAGUAGCGGUAACAGUAAGUCACAAGACAGCACCACAAGCAACGACCAAUACCACCACCGAGCCAUGGCUAAUAAUCAGAUGGGACCACCACCUUCUUCGACUUCUCUCAGCUCGUUGCUAUCUUCUUACAACGCCGGAUUGAUCCCCGGACAUGAUCAUAGCAGCAAUAACAGCAACAUACUUGGACUUGGAUCAUCUUUGCCUCCUCUCAAGCUCAUGCCUCCUUUAGACUUCACUGACAACUUCACCUUACAGUACGGUACCGUUUCAGCUCCUUCUUUUCAUGUCGGCGGUGGAAGCAGCGGAGGAGGAGGACCCUCAGCUCUUGUGACCGGUUUUGACCAAUGGAGAUUCCCGGCACCACCUCAACACCAACUUCCUUUGCUAGGUGGUGUAGACAGUUCAUCAUCUUCCGGGUUUUAUCCGGUUGAUCAGCAAAAUCCGGAUUACGGAUUAGUCACCGGGUCGGGUCAGUACCGACCUAAGAACAUCUUUCAUAACCUUGUUUCCUCUUUCUCUUCUUCUUCUGCUUCAUCAGCUAUGGUUACGGCCACUGCGUCGCAAUUAGCUUCAGUGAAAAUGGAAGAUAGUAACAAUCAACUCAACAUGUCUAGACAACUUUUUGGAAACGAACAACAGCUUUGGAAUAUUCAUGGGACUGCAGCAUCAACUAGUUCCUGGAGUGAUGUCUCUAAUAACUUCAGUUCUUCUUCUACUAGCAAUAUAUAAUCAAUCCCCUAUAAAGAUCGAAUCUAUGUGAUGACGAGACUUUUUUUUACUGGGUGUGCUAUGAUCUUAUGUACUUAAUUAGCUGGAAGUUAGUACAUCGAUGCAUCUUGUAGGUCUUUUAUUACAUUACAAACUACUAGUUUUGGGUUUUGUUUUGAUAUUGGGAUACUCUUGGUUGUUAUUUUUUCUGGAUUAAAUUAGGGUUUUUUAUUGUAAGUUUCAUCGUAAGUAUGAGGAUAUGAUCAUACAUGCGAGUAUAGUACGGUGUUUGUAUGAGUUAAGUAUGUUCUAUCAAUGUACUUUACUAUUUUAAUAUAUUGAAUGUGGUUC
Molecule: messenger RNA, 1694 nt
Organism: Eruca vesicaria subsp. sativa (arugula)
Lineage: Eukaryota; Viridiplantae; Streptophyta; Magnoliopsida; Brassicales; Brassicaceae
Source: the annotation of a GenBank genome assembly